GGCAUCAUCGGCUCCCACUUAAUCUGGGGUAUACAUUUGGGGGCGAGCAUUUGUCAGAUCGAGAAUUGACAGUUAUCAUCCAUGUGUAUAGCAAAACAAUAAGAAUCAUCCAGCCCCAUUGUCAUUGAACUGAGCAAUCUCAAUUCCGUAUUUUGAAGAAAGCGAUACUCUGCACCUGCUUUGAGCACUUGUGAUUGCCGUAUAUCUGCCUGUUAGGAAGGAACGAUACCCCGCACAAACAAACGACUGGAUUUGGAUCAAGCUCAGGCUGUUCAACCAAGUCACUGCCUGAUCCAUACGGAUCUCUGCUGUAUUUUGCGCGAGUAUCAGAAAGAACGAGCAAUAAAUACAUUCCAGCCAGUCAUGGCAACCACCGGCAGUUUCCGCUAUCUCGACCCGAGCACGCUCGGAAACACCGACAGCGGAAAGCCAUGGAGCAAGGUGGACGUCGACGCCACCUCGUGGAAGCGCAUUUCGAUUGAGCGCCCCGUACAUGACAUGCGCGCCGAGGGUCUUGAAAACUUCACCACCGACAACUGCGGAUUCUCAGUUUUCCAUCACCCAGCCGCCGAGAAAGAUUUUACCGACGACAAGGCCGUCCGCGGGGGUUAUUACUCCGAGGUCGAGUCUCUGCUCAAGGAGAAGCUGCCAGGCAUCAAGAAGAUUGUCAUAUUCGACCACACCAUCCGCCGUCGGACACCGGACAGUCCCCGACAGCCUGUGCAAGCUGUCCACGUCGACCAGACUCCCGCUGCAGCGGAGACGAGGCUACGUCGUCACGUCACGGAUCCUGCCGAGGCUGAGGAGCUGAUCAAGGGCCGGUACCAGAUUAUUAACGUCUGGCGGCCUAUAGGAUGGCCGGCGUCUGAUUACCCCCUUGCUGUGAUUGAUUGGCGCUCCACGGAACCCAAGGACCUGGUCGCUGUUGAUCUUCUGUACCCGAAGCGCCAGGAGGGGGAGGACGACGACGACCGCGGCAAGGAGGUUCUCGCAGACCCUGCAUCUUUGGCUAGCAUGGAGGGGUAUGAAGUCAGAGGCGAAACUUACGCCAUCGCUCCUAAUGACAAGCACAAAUUCUACUACGCCAAGGAUAUGACCCCAGACGAAGUCAUGUUUAUCAAAUGCUUCGAUUCGAGGAGCGAAGGGCGGCCAAACGGGCGGGAGGGUCUGGCCGCACUGACUCCGCAUACGGCCUUUGUCGAUCCUGCCACGCCGCCCGACGCUAAGGGUAGGCAGAGCAUAGAAGUGCGCUGCUUGGUGUUUUACGACCAAGUCUAAAUGAACCCUGUUCCGCCACGAGUCCUACAUGUUCCAUCUUUUUGGAUAAGUUUCUUGUUUUUGGCAGUUAGAACCACAUCAACGAACCUUGAGCUCC
Molecule: messenger RNA, 1375 nt
Organism: Pyricularia oryzae 70-15
Lineage: Eukaryota; Fungi; Ascomycota; Sordariomycetes; Magnaporthales; Pyriculariaceae
Exons: 2
Coding region: 364-1278 (304 amino acids)
Molecular function (GO): oxidoreductase activity
Source: RefSeq, a predicted model, not a curated record